AAGUUAGGAAUGACAUCAUAAACAGUGGAAGAGAAAGAAAGAAAACUCGAGAUUCAAUCGUUAAAAUGUCUUACGCAUAUCUUUUUAAGUACAUUAUUAUAGGAGAUACAGGAGUUGGAAAAUCAUGUCUUUUACUGCAGUUUACAGACAAACGUUUCCAACCUGUCCACGACCUCACGAUAGGUGUUGAAUUUGGAGCUAGAAUGAUUACUAUCGACGGCAAACAAAUAAAACUGCAGAUUUGGGAUACGGCUGGUCAAGAGUCUUUCCGUUCCAUCACACGUUCAUAUUACCGUGGAGCUGCAGGCGCUUUGUUAGUUUAUGACAUCACAAGGAGAGAUACAUUCAAUCAUCUGACAACAUGGCUUGAAGACGCUCGGCAACAUUCUAGUUCUAACAUGGUCAUCAUGCUGAUUGGAAACAAGAGUGAUCUUGAAGCUCGUCGCGAUGUAAAGAAAGAAGAGGGUGAAGCUUUUGCUCGGGAGCAUGGCCUCAUUUUCAUGGAAACCUCUGCAAAGACUGCAGCAAAUGUAGAAGAGGCUUUCAUUAAUACAGCCAAGGAAAUCUACCAAAAAAUCCAAGAGGGUGUUUUUGAUAUUAACAAUGAGGCUAAUGGAAUCAAGAUUGGCCCUCAACAUUCACCAUCUAACCCUUCAGUACCUCUGGGAGGUGGCCGAGCUCAAGAUAGUGGAGGCUGUUGUUAAAUCUUGAACACAGCAGGCUCUGAAUACACUGUUCAGUUUAUUUUCACCAUGGAUCUUAAAACAUCAACCUUUGAAUUGAAUCUCUUGACACAAUUUCAAAGAGACAAGGAAGCUUGAUUGAUAGUGCAACUGUAAUGAAAGUUUAAUAGAAUGGAAUGGUUUAAAACUGUUAAAUUUUCUGUAAGGAAGGGGUGGAGUGUUGGAAUGCUUUGUGAAGUCUGCCAGUAGAGCCUGCAAUAAUGCCAUAAAUUUCAUUGCUAACUUCUUGGUUAUUUCUGUUGUUAACACCAAUUGCGUCUUAGAGGGAAGUUCUUCCUACACGUGAGGUUUUGGUUUCAUCACAUUCACUCCACACUUAGAUCAAAACGUUUAGUCAUUUUUAGGUAGAUAAUCACCCAGGGGAAGUAAAGCGAUCAACAAGCAAAGUCUCUCAACUGAUACUAUGGCAUUUUUAAGGAAAUUAGUUAGGAGAAUUUGUUUGUUGACAUUGCUACCAAAAUCCUUUUUUUACUGGUUUCAAACAUUCCAUUUUUUCCCGUCUAUAAGAGGUCAGACCUUAAACUCAUUACACUCUGUAUGACACAGUAUCAAGAAGCUAGAAAUGAAACAACUUAAGAGGCUCUGCUGGUAUAGAUGUGGUUGGUUGUCAGUAAUAUUAAUGAUGAGAGAUUUUUACAAAAUGCACUGUUAUUUUUUGAAAUUUAUUCCUUAUUCCAUGUAAGUUCGUUUCAAGCAGAUUCACCCUGAACAGCAGUUUGCUUGAAGUAGUUUGUUUUCUACAAGACUGUUUUAGUCAGGUCUGGCAAUGUGCCUUCUUUUUGAACUGACAAAUACUUAUUCAGUGUAUUAUACUGCUGUUCAGUUGUCUAAAAAUACCACAACUAAAGUGACUUGAGAGUUGAGUCUGUAAAGUUAAAUCAAUGACUCCUGCAAGGGUGACAAAAUAUUUUAUCUGAAUUAAUUCAAGGUUUAUGCAAUCAAAAUACAAUGUGGUGCAUGUUUUUUCCUUGCCAUCGCAUUUAAGUUUACAGUACCUCCUGUUAAUGAGCAUGUAGUUCAAGUGUCCAUAGAAAAUAUUAAUGUGUGGCUGUAUCCUGUCCAAUAAAGAGUACCUAUAACCAAGUUAAA
Molecule: messenger RNA, 1832 nt
Organism: Orbicella faveolata
Lineage: Eukaryota; Metazoa; Cnidaria; Anthozoa; Scleractinia; Merulinidae
Product: ras-related protein Rab-2
Molecular function (GO): GTPase activity; GTP binding
Source: RefSeq, a predicted model, not a curated record